Molecule: messenger RNA, 774 nt
Organism: Serendipita indica DSM 11827
Lineage: Eukaryota; Fungi; Basidiomycota; Agaricomycetes; Sebacinales; Serendipitaceae
Source: the annotation of a GenBank genome assembly
AUGCCGAAACCUAUUGGAGUUUCUGGCUUGAAGCCAGCCGCAGGUGCUGUGCGAAGAGCUAAGCGACUGGGCAGAGGAGGUAACAGAGGAGGCACGUCCGGCAGAGGUCACAAGGGCCAGAAAUCUCGUUCUGGAAACGGGAAACCAACUCCGGGUUUCGAAGGUGGUCAGAAUCCUAUCACCCUUCGAUUCCCCAAGCGAGGAUUCGUCAACCACACAAAACGGGAAUAUGCGCCCUUGAAUCUGGAUAGACUUCAGCAUUGGAUAGACACCGGAAGACUAGAGUCGUCACCCGACAAGCCGAUAACGGCGCACGAAUUAGAGCGGUCAAACUGCGUUCACGGGGUACAUGGCGGCAUCAAGCUCUUGGGUGACGGCCUCUCUGCAUUGCGUUCUCCAAUCUUCAUCCAGCCAUCCAAGGCAUCCAAAUCUGCUAUCCAUGCAAUUGAAGAGAAAGGGGGAGCCGUUCUGUGUCGCUAUUACAACGCUCUUGCUCUCAGAGACUGCAUCAAAGGAAGAACAGAUCGCAAGAGCGCCGCUCCCACCCGGCGAGAUGACAUCGAAUGGUAUAGCAGUUUCAAGAAUCGCGGCUACUUGGACCGCAAGGCCGUUGACCGUUACGCCGCUACAGCCCUGCGUUGGCAAUUGGCGCGAGACGCCGGAACACUUGUCACCUCUCGACCCGAGGAGUCCUCGCUGAGAGCACGACCAAUUGCAGAUAUUGGGUCGACACCUGGCGAGCCUCACGAGAGCUCGCAGCCUGCGAGCAACUAG